Messenger RNA from Aspergillus puulaauensis, 1875 nucleotides. RefSeq names its product phospholipid:diacylglycerol acyltransferase. Gene Ontology annotation, cellular component: cytoplasm; perinuclear endoplasmic reticulum. Bases 1 to 1875 code for a protein of 624 amino acids. Gene Ontology annotation, molecular function: phospholipid:diacylglycerol acyltransferase activity. Lineage: Eukaryota; Fungi; Ascomycota; Eurotiomycetes; Eurotiales; Aspergillaceae. The record is from RefSeq and is a predicted model, not a curated record. Gene Ontology annotation, biological process: triglyceride biosynthetic process; lipid storage. The transcript has 3 exons.
AUGCAACGCCGUCGUCACAUUAAAAGCGACCACAACGAUGAUGUCCAAAAUACAACUCGCGUGGACUCGUCCUCUGAAACGACACCGCAACCGAAAUCAAUAAACCCAAAGAACGAGAGGAAAGAGUCGUUCAUCACGAAACCCAAAAGCAAGCGCCGCAAUGGCCUCAUCUUCAUGCUCGGCGGAGUCUUCGGAAUAUUGUGCGCGGUGUUCUUCGCCCAGCAGCAGGACGUCAUCAGUUUGGAUUCCCUGAUGGAUUUGAAUAUAGACUCGUUGAUGGAUGUUAUUCCGCAGAGUAUAAUGCGGGAUGCGCGGGAGUUCUCGCAACAUGAGCGCGAAACAGUCAGCUAUGAUGCAUUCUCCGUCGGCUUGAAUCUCCGGUCGCAAGGAGUCGAAGCGAAGUAUCCCAUAAUUAUGAUCCCGGGGGUUAUCUCGACGGGGCUGGAAAGCUGGGGUACUAGUCCUACAUCACUGAUGUACUUCCGUCGGAGACUCUGGGGUAGUUGGAGUAUGAUGCGAGCGCUGGUGAUGGACAAAGCAGAGUGGAAAAACCAUAUCAUGCUGGAUAAGGAGACUGGACUUGAUCCGCCUGGGAUUAAGCUGCGCGCGGCCCAAGGGUUCGAUGCUACGGACUUCUUCAUCACAGGGUAUUGGAUCUGGAACAAGAUCUUGGAAAAUCUUGCAAGCAUCGGAUACGACCCGACAAAUGCGUUUACAGCAGCUUACGACUGGCGGCUGUCCUACUUGAAUCUGGAAAUUCGAGACCAAUACUUUAGCCGGUUGAAGUCGUAUAUCGAGACGGCCGUCCAAGUGCGUGGUGAGAGGGUAACGUUGACUUCGCAUAGUAUGGGCUCACAGGUGACUCUCUUCUUCUUCAAAUGGGUCGAGAGCCCGAAGCAUGGGAACGGAGGUUCGGACUGGGUGAAUCGCCAUGUUUCCAACUGGAUCAACAUCAGCGGCUGCAUGCUCGGGGCCGCCAAAGGCCUCACAGCCGUCCUAUCCGGCGAAACGCGAGACACGGCACUCCUCAACGCCUUUGCCGUCUACGGACUCGAAAAGUUCCUCUCUCGCGAAGAACGUGCCGAAAUCUUCAAAGCGAUGCCCGGCAUCUCCAGCAUGCUCCCCAAGGGCGGCGAAGCCGUCUGGGGCAAUUCCACCUGGGCACCCGACGACCAGCCAGACCAACAAAUGACCUAUGGCAACCUCCUCAACUUCCGCGAAAGCAACUCCAGCCUCACGCAGAAGAACCUCACCGUACCAGAAAGCCUCGCCUACCUCUUCGACCAAAGCGAGGACUGGUACCGCGACCAAGUCCUCGGCAGCUACUCGCACGGGGUCGCCCACACAACCGCCGAAGUCGAGGCCAACGAGAAUGACCCGCGCACAUGGCUCAACCCGCUCGAGGCUCGUCUCCCCCGCGCACCAGACAUGAAAAUCUACUGCUUCUACGGCAUCGGCAAACCCACCGAGCGCUCCUACUUCUACCAGGAGGAACGCGACCCCCUCGUCAACCUAAACGUUAGCAUCGACACAACCGUCACAACCACAGGCGGCACAGACCACGGCGUCGUCCUCGGCGAAGGAGACGGCACGGUCAACCUCCUUAGCACGGGCUACAUGUGCGCCAAGGGCUGGAAUAUCAAACGGUACAACCCAUCUGGCAUUCCUGUCAAGGUAUACGAGAUGCCCCACGAGCCGGACCGGUUCUCGCCUCGUGGUGGCCCGAAUACAGGCGACCACGUCGACAUCCUCGGCCGCGCAUCGCUAAACGACCUCAUCCUGCGUGUUGCGGGUGGGCGCGGCGACGAAAUCGAGGAGAAUUUCGUGUCGAAUAUUAAGAAGUAUGCGGAACGGGUUAAGAUUUAUGAAGAGUGA